AUGGAACAUACCCAAAGAAGAACGUGCCGCAAAUUUACAAAAGAACCUGUGAGUAAAACGGAUAUGGAUGCUUUAUUACUAGCUGGGCGUAGUGCUCCAACUGCCCGUAAUAUGCAGCCACUUCGGUUUUAUGUGUUGACAAACACUGAGUUCAUCGCAAAAGUAGCAGAUGAGUGUCAAGAUACCAUUUUCAAUUUGAAUCCAACACUUUAUACAGAAAGAAUGUCUUCAUUGGGUGUCAAAUCAAUACUAACAUAUGACUGUCCAUCAGCAAUUAUUAUCACUGUUGAAAAGUCAAACAAAAGUUAUGCUGAGAUCAAUGCGGGGUUUGCAGCACAAAACAUAUUAGUGGCGGCUUCCAUUCUUGGUCUUGCUACGGUCCCAAUUGGUAUUAUCACGCUUGUUGCUGAUAAGUGGUUAAAUGCACUUCAUAAAGAAAGUAAAACAGAUAUCGAUGAGGAUCUUCUUUUGAUGAUCGCAAUUGGACACCCUGACACAAAAUUUGUUGAGAAUCUUCCAAAGAAAGUUUUAAGUUCGGAUGUGGUUUUAAUUUAA
Molecule: messenger RNA, 555 nt
Organism: Entamoeba invadens IP1
Lineage: Eukaryota; Evosea; Mastigamoebida; Endamoebidae
Exons: 2
Coding region: 1-555 (184 amino acids)
Molecular function (GO): oxidoreductase activity
Source: RefSeq, a predicted model, not a curated record